Oncorhynchus masou masou (cherry salmon) is the source of this 12022-nucleotide messenger RNA. RefSeq names its product PDZ domain containing 2 (gene pdzd2). Gene Ontology annotation, molecular function: cytokine activity. The record is from RefSeq and is a predicted model, not a curated record. Lineage: Eukaryota; Metazoa; Chordata; Actinopteri; Salmoniformes; Salmonidae. The transcript has 24 exons. The coding region runs from base 1109 to 8218 and encodes 2369 amino acids.
UAACCCUACAGGUCCAAAAUCCAGACUUUUUUACCAAGUCAAAUGACUUCACCAACCCCACUCUCCUCUACUAUGGCUUCCUGUAUUCGUGUCUGCUAUAACUGACAUGUAGGAUUAUACAUGUGGUUACACAGGAUCAAUCAGUCGUUGCUCUGAAUCCAUAUAGUCCUGCUGCCGUGCAAUUAAUGACUGGCUCAUUAUAAUAGCCGACCACAAAGUGGGUUAAAAAAAGAAGCAUUGCUGACAAUCAAAAUGUGGUCAUAUCUACAAUACGUCAAUGCUUUCUUUGUCAGUAUUUAUACAAUAUUAUUCGUAGCCAAACCCUGGAUUACAAUAUUAUGAAGUUGUUUGCGGGCAGAAAGCGCUCCGACUGAGCCGCAGGUGAUUGAAGUGUUGAGGAGAGUAAACUAACUAGUACAAGGGCGGAGGCGGGACACGGAGAAACCGAACUGCGCAGAGAGCAACUCAAGCAGGUCACAGACAAGAAGACAGUGGAAAACCGUGGGGGCUGCAGCCGAAUGAUAUUAUGAGGAUAGUUUUGCAAUACAGUCGAGCAUAAACAGUCGUUGGAUUGAGAUGGUACGGAGGGCACCGGCUCUUAUCAACAGUAGGAACACCGACGGCUGAGUUUACAGUAUUGACACCGCCAUUAUGAAGAACGAGGAGCGCUCAUAGUUCACUAUCUAAACUAAUACAUAACAGGUUGUCUGCAUAAAACAGAAGAAACAAACGUCAAUUUAACAUCUAUUCAAUAUUGAUUAAACGUAAUUGUACUUAAAUGACGUGGAAACAACGUUGAUUCAACCAGUGUGUGCGCAGGGGGCUAUGGCUUUCUUUCGGAUACAUUGUAACGGCCGGUUGUAACAUUGCCCGGCAGCUUGAAUGCCAACCAGUUAUUAAACCAAUUAACGAACUACUGUCCUGGGAUUGUGAACCGGUCACAACUCGGAUUAACCCCGUGUGCAGCUGGCUCAGGCAGACAGGGAGGAAAACGUGUAGCCGACAUAACGGCGAGGAAAGGAGACAACCUGGCUAUUAUGAAGGUUCAAGUAGGAACUUAAGUUACCUGGCUGACCAGUGCUGGAAUGGCGGCUGCAUCUACCUGAUCAUGCUCCGGAGGAUCAAGCGCAAAGCCCCUCUCCCUCCAUGCAAUGGAAACAGCAAAGUCACCAACCGCAGUGGCUCCGCCCACUCCCUGGACGACCUGAGCGGCAUCUCCUCCGAGCCUCCCAGUAGCCUGCUGACGCAGAACGGCGAUGGCAAACGUUUGCGAAAGUUCGGCGUCAUCUCCCGGUCGUCGUUAAAUCGUGAUAGUACGGACGGUAGCUGUGACGAUGGCGGCAGAGAGACACUGGAGAAUGGUUACCACAGCUACAGAGGAUCUACGGUAUCCAUGGAGAUGGAGGUCACGCCCCCUGAGGGGAGACCAGGAAGGAAGGAUGAGGGGCCCAUGACUGUCCUGCCCCCUCUAGCGAUCCCCCGCAACCUGCUGAACAGUGGAGGGACCGCCACCCUGCCGAACCGCUCCCACAGGGGACUGUCAGAACACAAGACAGAGUCAUUCAGCAGUGAUACCUCCAGUCAGCCCAGGGAGGGGAGUCGUAUCUGGAAGAUGCACAUGGUGAAAGGUCAGGAGGGGCUGGGCAUCCAGAUUACGGGAGGACGAGGGUCCAAGCGCUCCCAGCACGGCAUCGUCAUAGCACACGUAGAGGAGGGAGGCGCCACACAGAGGGACGGGCGGCUGAAGGCUGGUGAUGAGCUCUUGAUGAUCAACGGUCAGUCUCUGGUUGGUCUGUCUCAUUCGGAGGCCGUGGCCGCCCUCCGCUCCUCCGCUGGACUGGUACAACUGGUGGUCGCUAGCAGGGAGGAGUCCGAGGUGGAUUUCCACCGUUUCCCAUCUACCAGCCUGCCAGACCUGGUCAGUACUUCCUCCUCCUCUCCUUCUCCGAGCAGCAACAUGGAACCUCGUCACGGCCUGACCUCCAGCAGCCUCUCUCUACCCACUACGCUGACUGAUCUGGAGAAGCUAGAGGACCGAGGACAGAUGGAGGGACCUAAAGGAACCUGCCGUUCUCCUACAUCCAUGAAGUUCAGGACCAGAUCACAAGGGGGCGGUAGUCGUCUGGAGUCUGUUGGAGAGGAUGACGAGCUGAUCGUGGAGAAUGGAGAGGAGGGAAGUGACAUGGUGGAGAAACCGACAGGAGGCGGACGCAAACACUCCUUGCCUCAGCAAUUAGACACUGUGGGCGUCCGACAGGAGUAUCAGAUAGUUAAGAAAACAGCUCGCUCCCUGAGCACCGUUCAAGUGGAGUCUCCAUGGCGACUGGCCCAGCCAUCUAUUAUAUCCAACAUUGUCCUUAUGAAAGGACAGGGCAAGGGACUGGGGUUCAGCAUCGUCGGAGGUCAGGACUCCGCCCGAGGAAGGAUGGGGAUCUUUGUCAAGACCAUCUUCCCCAACGGAGCAGCGGUCGCAGACGGACGACUGAAAGAGGGAGAUGAGAUUCUGGAGGUGAAUGGAGACUCUCUCCAGGGCCUGACCCACCAGCAGGCCAUCCAGACCUUCAAGCAGCUGAAGAAGGGCGUGAUAACCCUGACUGUGAGGACUCGUCUGCGCAGCCCCAGCCUGACUCCGUGCCCUACCCCCACCCUCCUCAGUCGCUCCUCCUCCCUUAACUCCAACGCCAGCGGGGGAACCCCCAUACCCUCCACUUUCGACGAAACCCCCGAAGUCCGCAAGGGACCGCCCAGACCUGGCCCCAAGGACCGCAUCAUUAUGGAGGUUACACUCAUUAAAGAGCCCGGGGUGGGUCUGGGUAUAGGGGCCUGCUGUCUAACUCUAGAGAACAGUGUUCCAGCCAUCUACAUCCACAGUCUGGCCCCCGGCUCUGUCGCCAAGAUGGAUGGACGACUCAGUCGAGGGGACCAGGUGUUGGAGGUGGACUCAGUGAGUCUGCGUCACGUGGCUCUGAGUGAGGUCUACGCCAUCCUGAGUGAGUGUGGACCCGGACCCGUUAGCCUCAUCAUCAGCCGCCAUCCCAACGCCAAGGUUUCAGAGCAGGAGAUGGAUGACGUGAUCAGUCAGUCCACAUACAGAGACAGUCUGUGCAAGGAAGGACACGUCUCUCAAACACUAGGCCUGCCCUCUAAGAGCCCCUCCCCCACAGUGAAGGCCAAACAAGGAGAUGGCUCCUCCCUCAGCUGGACCAUGAAGAGGUUCCUGGAGCCCGCUAGCAGGCAAGGGUCACUGAGUUCGGAGGCGGAGCUAUCUCAGUAUUUCUCCCAGGAAGUGACCAGUCAUUCGUCGCUGUCAGAAACCAUGGCGAUGUGCUCCAGUGAUGACGACAUGCUCAACCACAGGAGCUCCAACACUACCCCCCCUACACAGCCACAUGUGGAGGUUGGGGCCCGCGGUGACCCCGUGGUUAACCGGCCGGCGGAGGCCAACCAGCCCAGUGUGGGUAGUCCCGGUUGCGGCGCAGUCCGCAGCCCGCUGCUCCGACAGAGACGGGUCAUCUGCUAUGAGGAGGAGAUCAGCGAUGAUGAUGAUGAUGAUGAUGAAGACGAUGCAGUGACCCCGCCGGUCCACCGGGUGGCUGGUCGUGGCACUACCCCCGUGGUGCUUGCUGACUCUGGUACUGUGAUCGCUACAUCAUCAGUUGAGGUGGACGAGGAGAGCGAGGGACCGCUCUCCCCGCUCUACAGAAUCUCUCUGGGGUCAGAGGAAGGGGUCGGGGAAGGAGGGUCUAGCCCCACAACAGGCCCUAGUAACCUGGGUGUGAGGAAGGACCUUCAGGGUCCCCUGGAGCCCAAGCGCUCCCCCAAGCUGGAACACAAGGCCGUGACCCGCGUCAAGAGCAUGAUGAGCAUCGAGGCCCAGCCAACUAACCAGCAGAACCAGAGAACCAAAGGAGAGGAGUCUCCGACCUCCCUAUCCUCCCAGUUUCUGUUCCCUCAGCCUGGGGUAGGUUCCAGCUGCUCCUUAGGACGGCCUGGUUCUAACCCCAACCCCCUCUGUAAGAUGGGCGAGGCCUGCAGCGAGCUGGCGGGGGUCUGCACCAUCGACAAGGUGGUCCUGAGGAGGAGUGAGGAAGAGUCCUUCGGUCUGGACCUGGAGAUCAAGUCUUCUCCUCUGAAGGUGGUGAUCACUGGACUGAGGCCUGGAGGAGCGGCCGAGAGGGAAUCCCGGGGCAGGAUGUGUGUGGGAGAUGAGAUCAUAUCGAUCGGGGAAACUCCCGUUGGAUCCUCUUCCUACCACGACGUCUGUGAGCUCAUGCACAACCUUCCUGUGACGCUCAGGCUAGAGGUCAAGAGGCCUGUGUCAGCUGUAGAUCGCCUCUCCAGCCUCAUGAUGUCAUCGGGGAGUUGUGAUGUCAUCGAACCCUCCGUACUGGAUCAGUCCAGAACUUCCCAGGAGGCCAAUGGGGGUUAUCCAAAUCCAGGGAUUCCCUCCUCCUCCUCCUCCUCCUCAGCAACAAAUCACAAUUUCAAACCCACAGCCCCAACCAACCACAGCAGUGAAAUACCUGUCACCUACAUCGAUGACGUCAUAACCGAACUAAGUUCCUCCGAUGUUGAGAGUGCGCUCUCGUCCAAAAUCCCCAAAGCCCCUUCAGAAGCACAAUGUACUGAGACCACAUCCUGCAAGUCAGCUCUAGACAGCAAGGCCCUGCCAGAGAAUGACAAAUGUAAUGUUCUGACUCCUCCAACACGGUCCAGUCAGUUGGACUUCUCUGUCUUGGACUCUGGAAAUAAUGGUAGCCUCUUGCCUGUGGGUAAAACAUUCUUGAACAAAUACUCCAGAAACUCUAGCAGUCUCAGUCUCACAGACGAGGGGAAGAAUGCUCUUGCAAAUGGGGUGGAGAAACCCCCCGGUGCCUCUGCCGCCUCAAAGUGCCACAUGUACAACCUGGUCGAGGACAGCGAUUCAGAGAGUGAAGACACGGUCACCGACAACAGCCAUGGCACUGCCGGCGAUAACAAACCGGGGAGCAGCGUUGUCUGCGCUGAGCCACAGGACACAGAUUCUGAUGAGGAGGAAGUGGAGAUUUGUUACAGUGAGUCCCAGCGGCCCAGCACUCUGAGCCAGGCAGCUCUGACUCACCCAACAGAUGGGCCAUUGUCUCCCCGGCUCUCUAUCCCUAUCUCUGGCUCUGACGGCAGCCACAAUACAAAGGAGUCUGGGCCCUUUGAUGUAGUACUAGACUCUGUUGCUUCUGUCACUUCUGAUACUGCUAUGACGACAGCUACUCACCCUGCUGCUGCCUCUCAGCAAAACAAAGACUGCUCUGUGGUAACAACAACCCAAUCCAACCUUAUCACUUCCCCCUCGCUGUCUCAGAGUCUAUCUGGCUCGCAGUCCUCAGGUGCCUGUUUGACUGCAGAGUCCAAAGCUUCCCCUUGCCAAAUGGUGCACCCCCAGUCUUCCAAGGACACAGAUUCUGUACCCACUCCAGGCCCGGCAAGGUCUUCAGAAUGCUUUGCCAAUGGGGUUAGUGGCAGCAACGUUGCUACACCUGUGAUAAAACCCAGCCAGACAAUUUCUGUUGUAGCAGCUACCCAAAGCCUCACCCCACGGAGUCAGGAGAGGACAGCCAGGCCGACAUCAGGUAAACUAUCUAAUAGUACAUCAUCAUCAUCAGCAGCAUCCCAUUCAACGGCGGCAAUGCCCUCCAACUAUAGUAGAUCUGGCUUAUCGAGACCAUCUCUAACAACGACAAGAGACAAGGAGGGAGAGAAAGUUCCUCUGGAACCCAGGUUGGUCCAGAAUAACCCUACUAGUCUUCCGAUGUCCAAACUGAAGGGGCUCAGCAUUAAGAGUAAGAACAAAACCCAGCAGCAGCUUUCCCCGAAACCAGCCAGCGCCGAAAGUCCGGCAGUCCUCAGGAAAGCAAGCAAAACUUCCCCGCUCCAGUCCCCCAAACUGCAAGCUAAGAAGGUAGACUCUCCUCUGCUAACCAGAAAGGCAGCAGCCUCAUCUAGCAGCUUAAAGACUGGCAAACAGUUGGAUCUGAGCAGAAUCAGUAGCAGGAGCCUCACCUCGCCCAAAGCAGGUGACCGAACACAGGACAAGUGCAACCCCAAGUCCAAUCCCACAACCACUACCACGUUGGAGGCAGCACAGUCAGCUAAGUUGGAGCUUCACCCUAACAAAGAGGAGAAAGUGACUUCAGCUACUGCUAUGUCCAAGGAAAAACCGGAAUCAGUCCCAACUACCCAGAGGUCUUUCAUUGAGGUGCGACUCUCAUCUUCCUCUUCUACUCUUCCUUCCUCCUCAUCGUCUACGCCAGUUCUGAUGCGAAAGGAAACUGUGAAUUCAAAGAAUUACUCAAUUACUCAAACGACUCAUAUACCAGAUAUUACGUCACACGUCAAUGGAAGUGCAGUAGAGACCAAUCUCAGGCCUGCUGCUCCUGACUCUGUGUGUAGUCCAGAAAAUGUCACUACAAAUGAUUCAGCAGUGAACUCAAUAGGCCUAGAAUCCGUAGAUGUGGUUCCUUUGCCUAUAAACAAUGAUAUCAUAAACAUCCCUCUUAGAAACUCCUGUCUAACAGAUAUGGCUGUGGAAAACCUGAAAGCCAACAAGUCCAAACUGAAGAUGAUGGAGCGCCGUAGUUUCUCCACGGACAACAGCACCCCCGGGGAUCCCAACCCCUUCUCUGUCCGCCAGAGGAUCAAGUCCUUCGAGAACCUGGCCAGCUUCGAUAAGCCAGCGCUCAAAUGUAUCGAGAUCCAGUCCUUCGCUCAGUCCUAUGCUCUGACGGCAACUUUGAAGCCUCCUCUUAACCGAAGACUGUCUGGCUACAUGUCCGGCUCGGUGAACUCCGUAGACUGCCGCUCGCUACGAAGAAGCUUCAGCUCAUGCGUCGACAACAUUAACGUCUCGAACCCCUUGACCCCUUUGUCGCCUCAGCUUCGCAAGUCGCCGUCAAGUCUGACUCUCCCGAACGUUGACAUUUUGACACAAAGCUGCAGCACAAACGAAGCUCCACUUGGACAAACACGGGACGAACUCGCGGACGGUGAAAUCCCCAAAAUGUUGCCCCCAGGGGGUGUGACACUAACUCCUCAAACGCCCCCGGUGAUGCGGCGCCGCCAGGCUCGGGGCCACGCCAACCUGUCCCGAUCCAGAUUGAGGGAGCUCAGGGCCCUUAGCAUGCCCGACCUGGACAAGCUGUACACCGAUGACUUCUCCAGCAACCCAGGGACCAACGGCACAUUUAAGACGGAGCUGGAGAUCCACCCAGCCAGGUUCACAGAGGCCCUCCAGAACCAGACAGGGUGCUGUCAACUGCCUGCUGAACCCACAGGUGUGCCCCCGACCAGGGCCAGUCGGAGCGACGGUGGGGCCAGCCAGGACGACAUUCAGGGGGAAACUAACGGUCAAACAGAUCUCAGCAGCUGGUCCAUCAGUUUGACAGUGCUGGCUGGCUCUCCGGUGGAGCAGAGUAAGCUGCAGACGGUCCUGGCCUCGCUGACCUCCAAGACCGAUGUGUUGGCCCUGCUACAGGAGGCCAAAGCUCUCUCUCAGGUUAAAGAUGAUACCCACUUUGUAGUCUUCUCCAAAGAAGAGGGUUCGGGCCUUGGUUUCAGCAUCGCUGGAGGAGUGGACCUUGAGCAGAAGUCUAUAUCUGUCCAUCGUGUCUUCUCCAAAGGGCUAGCUGGCCUGGAAGGUACCAUUCAGCAGGGGGACAGCGUCCUGUCCAUCAACGGCAGCAGCUUGGAGGGGACGUCCCACGGAGAAGCCCUGUCCUGUCUCCACCAGGCUAGACUGUCCUCUCAGGCCCUGGUGGUCCUUCGCAGGGGGAAGGACAGUGAAGGACACAUGUCCCCAAGACACCAUGACCUGUACCACCGCACAGGGCAAAGCUACUCCCCAGGGUGCAGAGACAACGGGCCUGAGACAGCUAGACCAGUAGUGGUGGAAAUGGGUCCUGACGGGGCUCUGAGGAUACAGCUCCUGAAGACAUCAGCUGGUCUGGGCUUCAGUCUGGAGGGGGGCAAAGCCUCUGCGCAUGGAGACCGCCCCCUCAACGUCAAACGAGUCUUCAAAGGUGGUGCUGCGGAGCUGUCGCGGGUGGUGGACGUGGGGGAUGAGGUACUGGAGGUGAACGGGAGCUCGCUGCAAGGCCUCAUGCAUUACGACGCCUGGAACAUUAUCAAGACUGUCAGCAAAGGCCCCGUGCAGCUUGUCAUCAGGAAACCACGGACCUCUGUAUGACUCAACAGACAUAUCGACUGGACAUACAAAGAACCCAUGUGUCAGUCUGGUUGACGUGUAACCUGACACCCAUAGAACUCAAGUGUCAGUCUGGUUGACGUGUAACCUGACACCCAUAGAACUCAAGUGUCAGUCUGGUUGACGUGUAACCUGACACCCAUAGAACUCAAGUGUCAGUCUGGUUGACGUGUAACCUGACACCCAUAGAACUCAAGUGUCAGUCUGGUUGACGUGUAACCUGACACCCAUAGAACUCAAGUGUCAGUCUGGUUGACGUGUAACCUGACACCCAUAGAACUCAAGUGUCAGUCUGGUUGACGUGUAACCUGACACCCAUAGAACUCAUGUGUCAGUCUGGUUGACGUGUAACCUGACACCCAUUUUUUUUUUACAUAUUCGAACGAGGCAGACAGACAUGUUGGGCUAACAUUGCAGGGUUAUUCUCCCCCCCCCCCCCCCAGAGUAAAUUUGGUUCGGGAUGGAUCUAUGUCAUACAGCGUGCCAAAACCAGACCAUGGAACGACGAAAGAGAGACUUUCACUUGUUUUACUGAUUUACUUUUCUAUGACGUCACCUUGUGAUGAUGUUUUUAAUAUGGCUGACCUACUCAGGCGGUGGUGCUGUACUGUACUGCGCAGGAUUACAGUGCAUUCGGAAAGUAUUCAGACCCCUUGAUUUUUUUCCCCCCACAUUUUGUUAUGUUACAGCCUUAUUCUAAAAUGGAUUAAAUACAUUUUAAAAAUUCUCAGAAAUCUACACACAAUAUCCCAUAAUGACAAAGUGAAAACAGGUUUUGAGAUUCUUUUUUGCGAAUUCAGGAAAAAAAUAUUUUUAAAAUACCUUAUUUACAUAAGUAUUCAGACUCUUUGCUAUGAGACACGAAAUUGAGGUCAGGUGCAUCCUGUUUCCAUUGAUCAUCCUUGAGAUGUUUCUGCAACUUGAUUGGAGUCCACCUGUGGUAAAUUAUAUUAAUUGGACAUGAUUUGGAAAGACACACACCUGUCUAUAUAAGGUCCCACAGUUGACAUUGCAUGUCAGAGCAAAAACCAAGCCAUGAGGUUGAAGGAAUUGUUCGUAGAGCUCAGAGACAGGAUUGUGUCGAGGCACAGAUCUGGGGAAAGGUACCUAAAAAUGUCUGCAUCAUUGAAGGUUCCCAAGAACACAGUGGCCUCCAUCAUUCUUAAAUGGAAGAAGUUUGGAACCACCAAGACUCUUCCUGGAGCUGGCCGCCCAGCCAACCUGAGCAAUCGCAGAGAAGGGCCUAGUUCAACGAGGUGACCAAGAACCCGAUGGUCACUCUGACAGAGCUCCAGAGUUCCUCUGUGGAGAUGGGAGAACCUUCCAGAAGGACAACCAUCUCUGCAGUAUUCCACUAAUCAGGCCUUUAUGGUAGAGUGGCCAGAAGGAAGCCACUCCUCAGUAAAAGGCACAUGACAGCCCUAUUAGUUUUCCAAAAGGCACCUAAAGACUCAGACCAUGAGAAACCAGAUUCUCUGUUCUCAUGAAACCAAGUUUGAACUCUUUGGCCUGAAUUCCAAGCGUUACGUCUGGAGGAAACCUGUCACCAUCCCAUCUUUCCCUAUGGUGGUGGCGGCAUCAUGCUGUGGGGAUGUUUUUCAGCGUCAGGGACUGGGAGACUAGUCAGGAUAAAGGGAAAGAUGAACAGAUGUAAGUACAGAGAGAUCCUUGAAGAAAACCUGCUCCAGAGCACUCAGGACCUCAGACUGGGGAAACAGUUCACCGUCCAACAGGACAAAGACCCUAAGCACACAGCCAAGACAACGCAGAAGUGGCUUCAGGACAAGUCUCUGAAUGUCCUUGAGUGGCCCAGCCAGAGCCCGGACUUGAACCUGAUCGAACAUCUCUGGAGAGACCUGAAAAUAGCUGUUCAGCGAUGCUCCCCAUCCAACCUGACAGAGCUUGAGAGGAUCUGCAGAGAAGAAUGGGAGAAACUCCCCAAAUAUAGGUGUGCCAAGCUUGCAGCGUCAUACACAAGAAGACUCAAGACUGUAAUCGCUGCCAAAGGUGCUUCAACAAAGUCCUGAGUAAAGAGUCUGAAUAUUUAUGUAAAUGUUAUAUUUUUUCUUUUUUGAUUAAUUUGCUAAAAUUUCGAAAAAAACUGUUUUUGCUUUGUCUUCAUGGGUAUUGUGUGUAGGGGGGUAAGGGGGGAAAAACUAUUUAAUCAGUUUUAGAAUAAGGUUGUAACCUAACAAAAUGUGGAAAAAGUCAAGGGGUCUGAAUACUUUCUGAAGGCAUUGUACAUCCGCUAUCAAUAUACAGUAAAUAGUAUAGUUUAGUAUUGUAUAGAGGUUGUACAGUAUAUUGUAUAGUUUAGUAUAACUACUGUUCAUUGUUUUACUCUGGAUUUUAGAAGAGGACAAACAUGCAGUCAUAACCUCUUGUUCAUAUAGAAUCAUAUCAAACAUGCAAAUAAUAACAAUAAUCAAAGGAAUGUUGUUUCGUUUUGCUGUUAGCAUCAAUGCUAACUGGCAAGGUACAGCUAAUCAACUGUCACUGUUGUACAAUAAGACUUUUAAUUCUGCCCUCCAAAGGCAAAACGCAGUAACUCCAUUUAUUUUGUUACUGCAAAAUCUGACUUCAGUUCUUUUUCUGUCUAGACAGCAAUUUCUGACACACCAUGAUAUAUUCUGAUCAACUGUCUUGUUCUAGUGUCAGGAAAACGACAUACUACAUUAAUGAGAUAAUAUAACUGACCAUUACAACAGAGCCUUUGUUUGUUUGGUUUUAUUUUCCACUGUAAAUGUGAUUAUUAUUUUAGGAAUAUUGUAAAAUCGUUGCUUUUCCUUUCAAACUUUUACUCCUAAUUUGAACCAACCCUCUAUUAUCCGUCACCCUGUAUCUGUCACCCUGUAUCCGUCACCCUGUAUCCGUCACCCUGUAUCUGUCACCCUGUAUCUGUCACCCUGUAUCUGUCACCCUUAUCUGACCAAAUGUGAUACCUACCUGUGUCAGAGACUCCUGUCAAAAAGACUCAUGUCAUAGAGACUCAUGUCAAAGAGACUCAUGUCAUAGAGACUCAUGUCAAAGAGACUCAUGUCAUAGAGACUCAUGUCAAAGAGACUCAUGUCAUAGAGACUCAUGUCAAAGAGACUCAUGUCAUAGAGACUCAUGUCAAAGAGACUCAUGUCAUAGAGACUCAUGUCAAAGAGACUCAUGUCAUAGAGACUCAUGUCAUAGAGACUCAUGUCAUAGAGACUCAUGUCAAAAAGACUCAUGUCAUAGAGACUCAUGUCAUAGAGACUCAUGCCAAAGAGACUCAUGUCAAAAAGACUCAUGUCAAAAAGACUCAUGUCAUAGAGACUCAUGUCAAAGAGACUCAUGUCAUAGAGACUCAUGUCAAAGAGACUCAUGUCAAAGAGACUCAUGUCAUAGAGACUCAUGUCAUAGAGACUCAUGUCAUAGAGACUCGUGUCAUAGAGACUCAUGUCAAAGAGACUCAUGUCAAAGAGACUCAUGUCAAAGAGACUCAUGUCAAAGAGACUCAUGUCAUAGAGACUCGUGUCAAAGAGACUCGUGUCAUAGAGUCUCAUGUCAAAGAGACUCGUGUCAAAGAGACUCAUGUCAUAGUCUCAUGUCAGACUCAUGUCAUAGAGACUCAUUGGAAGACAACUGUAUUUGAAAGCUGAGUUGGAUUAGUUCUAUGGUAUUAGUCUACAUGUAGUUGCAUUGUACUGUACAUGAAAUGUGCAUAUGCAUAGCCUAAAUAUUGCUGUCCAGUUCACUGCUCUAAACCUGUUAUUUUACACUGAACCAAAUUAUAAACAUGUUUCAUCCCAGAAAUGU